This is a messenger RNA of Durio zibethinus, 1910 nucleotides long. RefSeq lists its product as uncharacterized. Lineage: Eukaryota; Viridiplantae; Streptophyta; Magnoliopsida; Malvales; Malvaceae. The record is from RefSeq and is a predicted model, not a curated record.
CUGAAACCUUCCAUUAUAACUCUGAAAAUCUCCCCUCCGCUUGAGAAAAAAGCAAUCCAAAGAAGAAUGCUCAUAGGUGAUUUAUGUGGCUAACCGUGUUCGGUAAUUCCACACGUGUCGCCAUCAACGCAUCUUUAGUUCGACCUUAUUAGGACGCGUCGAAGUCCUCAACUUGUCGUGUUUUUUCAUUGGACCACGUCAGCUCCCUACUUUUGUCAGUUCCUUCUGGACCGUUACUUCUCUUCUCUCUUCUCAGUUUCUUUCUCCAAACGCUCCUUCAAACAAUUUUACCUCUAUUUGAUGCCUUCUUAACCACCAUUCUCUCUAUCCUUUUCUUCUCUCUUUCUCUCUCUUUUUCUUACAGUGUUGGUUACUUCUGAUCUGGUAUUGUUCGAUUCCUUACAUGUUUUCUUCUUCAUUUUGUACCUUUAUUUUUGUUUUUGAGUUUUGGGUUUGUUUGAUACUACAUUUGUUAUUUCAUGUCGGUUAAGAUUUCUUUUUUUUUUUUUUUUCUCUUGGGUUAGUGUUUUCGUUUGAUGUUUCAAUGCGUUCUGUCUCUGGAUAUUUAAGACAACAAUGAAAUCUUUACCGGAAUUUGAGUUCUGUUUCAUUAAUUGAAAUUUCUUUUUAUCUUUGUUUUUUUAUUAUACUUGAACUGAUAGAAGAUUCGAUAGUUUUCUUAGCAUAACUUUUUUGAAGAUAGAAAAUGGAAUAUGAAGGCCAGAUCAACCAGGCCAUUGACCCAAAAUACGAAUGUCUCUUAUUUGAUCUAGAUGACACUCUUUAUCCUCUGACUUCUGGUUUGUCAGGGGAAGUUACCAAGAACAUUCAAGAAUAUAUGAUUAAGAAGCUUGGAAUAGAGGAAAAAGUUCCUGAAUUAUGUGUAUCACUGUACAAGUAUUAUGGCACAACAAUGGCUGGUUUAAAGGCUAUUGGCUACAACUUUGAAUAUGAUGAUUUUCAUAGUUUUGUUCAUGGGAGAUUGCCCUAUACAAUGCUAAAACCUGACCUUGUUUUAAGGAAUCUCUUGCUUAGCCUGCCUGUUCGAAAAGUUAUUUUCACGAAUGCAGAUAAGAACCAUACCGCCAGGGUGCUUAACAGGUUGGGCUUGGAGGACUGCUUUGAACGGAUUAUAUGCUUUGAGACUCUGAAUCCCACAAACAAAAACAACACUUCUGCUGAUGGCUUCAUCUCAAACAUUGCAAUUUUUGACAUCAGUAACUACAGUGCUUGUCCUGAUUCUGAGCUUGAACUUCCAAGUUCUCCCGUUGUCUGCAAACCAUUUGAAAAAGCAUUUGAACAAGCUUUUGAGAUUGCCAACAUCAACCCCCAGAAAACGUUGUUCUUCGAUGACAGCAUCCGCAAUCUACAGAGUGGUAAAAAUAUGGGCCUUCACACCGUGUGGGUGGGAACUUCUCACGGAACUGACGACGUGGAUUAUGCAUUAGAGAGCAUUCACAAUAUCAGGGAAGCAUUGCCAGAGCUCUGGGAGGCAGAUGAGAAGGCUGAAGACAUCAGUUAUUCUGGGAAGGUUUCUGUCGAGACAACAGUUAGAGCAUAGCUCGUUGACCUUAAAUCUUUGUAUUUGUUGGACAUUCACCCACUCUUUUUGUAACAUGUCACAAAGUUGAUCUUAGAAAUAACAUUAUAAUAUCUUAUUUAAUAAAAUUGGUCUUUUCUAUGGAAAUUAUACCAUUUAUUAUUGUUAAUAUCUGAUUAAUCUGGUUUACUUUUAAAAGCAUCAAGGAGCAAAACAAAGGCACUAACGUGAUAGAACACAUGUUAGGGCAAAAAGGCAUCUCUUGUACCCUUCACAUUUUAACCCUUCAGGCUUCAAGUGCCCUAUGGCCACACCAAAAUUUGAAUCAAUCUGAACAUAAUUGGUUAAAUAUAUACAAGCAAAACCCUAA